This is a messenger RNA of Corylus avellana, 1381 nucleotides long. RefSeq names its product putative indole-3-pyruvate monooxygenase YUCCA10. Lineage: Eukaryota; Viridiplantae; Streptophyta; Magnoliopsida; Fagales; Betulaceae. Gene Ontology annotation, molecular function: N,N-dimethylaniline monooxygenase activity; NADP binding; flavin adenine dinucleotide binding. The record is from RefSeq and is a predicted model, not a curated record.
CUAGAGAACAAGUCCUUGAGCUCCCAGUUGUUGCCAUGGAGAUAACAGUAGUGAUAGUAGGAGCUGGCCCUUCAGGCCUUGCAACUGCAGCUUGCUUGACCCGCCAUUCCAUCCCCUAUGUUAUCCUUGAAAGGGAAGAUUGCUAUGCUUCUCUUUGGAAAAAAAGAACCUAUGACCGAUGUGGUCUCCAUUUGGCUAAGGAAUUUUGUUCCCUGCCGUUUAUGCCACACCCACCCAAAACCCCAACAUUUCUUCCUAAAGAUGCUUUUCUUCACUACAUAGACGAUUAUGUCUCCCAUUUUAACAUCUGUCCUCGUUAUUUCCGCUCCGUUCAGUCGGCUUUGUAUGACAAAGUUGGGAGGAAAUGGAGGGUUGAAGCUAAGAACUCCAUUGCAGGGAAGGUGGAGGUUUAUGUUGCUGAAUUCUUAGUCAUUGCCUCGGGAGAGAACAGUGAGGGUUUCAUUCCUGAUCUGCCUGGGUUGGACAGCUAUAGGGGAGAGAUAGUACAUUCCAACCACUACAGAUCGGGUUUGAAAUAUCAAAACAAGGAUGUUUUGGUUGUUGGAUGUGGAAAUUCUGGGAUGGAGAUUGCUUAUGACCUCUCCAUCUUCGAAGCCAAACCCUACAUUGUUGUUAGAAGUCCGUUUCAUGUGCUCACCAAAGAGUCGGUUGCUCGAGGAAUGUCCUUACUGAAAUAUCUCCCAGUUUAUGUGGUGGAUGCUCUGGUCAUAAUGCAUGCUAAUUUCAUAUAUGGAGAUCUAUCCAAAUUUGGGAUUCAUCGACCAAAAAUAGGCCCCUUCACUCAGAAAGCUAUAACAGGAAGAUCUCCAGUCAUCGACGUUGGGACUAUCAAAAAGAUCCAAGGUGGAGAGAUACAGAUUGUCCCAGAGAUAUCGAGUAUUAAGAAAGACAAAGUGGUUUUCAACGAUGGCACUGAGAGAAAGUUUGAUACAAUUGUCUUCGCCACUGGUUAUCGAAGCUCAGCUAAUCACUGGCUGAAGGAUUACAAAUAUGCUCUUAAUGAUGAAGGAAUGCCAAAAAAUAGUUUCCCAUGUCACUGGAAGGGAGAGAAUGGCCUGUAUUGUGCUGGAUUGUCAAAGAGAGGGCUCUAUGGGAUUGCGAUGGAUGCACAGGCCAUAGCCAAUGAUGUUGAAAAGGUUUUAAGCGCCAGAAAAUAGAAGCAUUGGAGAACCUUUGAACUUUUGUGUACUUGUUUAAUAUAAAUAAGUUGGUGUUGGUUGUCGAAAUUAUGUUAGUGUGGUCUAUUAUAUAUAUUGUCGGACGUACGUCUAAGUGGUACUAUGUAUAUAUUAUGUUAAACCUAAAUAACGUGUGUAAAAGUUUUAUGGUUUAAUAAAUAGAUGGCAGCUCUCCCCCGCCU